This is a messenger RNA of Monomorium pharaonis (pharaoh ant), 3050 nucleotides long. RefSeq names its product equilibrative nucleoside transporter 1 (gene Ent1). The record is from RefSeq and is a predicted model, not a curated record. The transcript has 11 exons. NCBI's taxonomy places the organism in Eukaryota, Metazoa, Arthropoda, Insecta, Hymenoptera, Formicidae. Gene Ontology annotation, biological process: nucleoside transmembrane transport. The coding region runs from base 454 to 1869 and encodes 471 amino acids. Gene Ontology annotation, cellular component: plasma membrane. Gene Ontology annotation, molecular function: nucleoside transmembrane transporter activity.
AAGAGGCGUGUUGAGUCGCACGCGGAGUGUGGAGAGGAUGCGCUCGGAAAAGAAUGUCGGUUGCAUGUAGACGCGGGGGGAUUGGCCAGCCAGGAGAUCGUGUUCUCGGUCGCCUGGAGCGGACCAGCCGGAGGCUGUCAUGUAGUAACAGUGAUUGAAUCUCCACCUCCCCACCUCCCUCGGGACAUUGACAGACGUCGAAUGUAAUCCCUCCGAACGACGACGUCAGACUCUGUGCCAGACUGUGCCAGACUCGUUCUCGAUCGCGUCGGGGAUGCCUCAGCCGCGGUUUUCCACGAUUACGGACGCACUCUUCAUAUCCUUCGCACUGCCUCCAUGAAUCUCUCCACUUCUCAGGAGAGGAGACACGUCGUUUCGCGUCAGCGCUUUCUUCACCCGCGCGAGCCGGAAAAUUUUGAUCUACGAUAAAACCUUGUGCAUCGGGGAAGAAUCAUGUACUCCAUCAAUAGAAAACCUUUAUUGGGAAGCGUGACUGAUAGCGAAUUCGAGGAUGAUUUGGAAACUGAGGUGGAAGAUCCUAGUGUCACUAUUCCCGACGAGAAACCGUUUUUUAAGCCAUACGAACCACAUGACAAAUAUAAUCUUGCAUACAUUGUGUUUUACUUACUUGGGAUAAAUACAUUAAUUCCAUGGAGUUUUUUCAUUACUGCUGAUGAUUACUGGAUGUAUAAAUUUAGAGAAAUUCAUAAUAAUUCGACGAACCUUACUCAUACGUAUGCAGAACUGCUUGAACAAAAGACAGAUCUUCAAGCUAGUUUUACUUCUUAUUUAAACGUGGCUAGUGCAUUGCCAAGUACUCUGUUUUUAAUAAUAAAUACAUUUAUUAGUAAAAGAGUCUCUCUAACUGUAAGAAUGGUCGGUUCCCAAUGUACAAUAUUGCUGCUCUUUAUCCUGACGACUACAUUUGUCAAAAUGGAUACUGAUAAAUGGCAACAUAUAUUCCUAAUAAUCACUUUAACGACAGUUGCGCUUGUAAAUGCUGCGAGCGCAAUUUUUGGUGGGAGUUUAAUGGGUAUAGUGGGCAAGUUUUCGCCAAAAUAUAUAACCGCCAUGUCUGGUGGACAAGCCCUUGGUGGGAUAUUCACGGCCCUAGCGGAAAUUUGUUCUCUAUGGAUAGGUGCUAGCCCAAUACUUUCCGGCUUAGUAUACUUCAUUAUCGGUGACACAGUGCUGCUAUUAUCGUUGCUGGCAUACAUCCUUUUGGAGAGAGCACCGUUCUUCAAGCAUCACAUGAUAGAAAAAGUACCUAAUUCCUUGGAAUCUGAUUAUUCAAUCAAUAGAGAGGUCAGCUUCUCGGCACGUCCGAGUGUGUCCUACAAGCGGAUUAUAAAGAGAAUUUGGCAUUAUGGGAUUAGCAUAUUUCUAGUAUUUUUUAUAUCGUUAGCCAUCUAUCCAGCGGUCACCGUGCUAGUGGAGAGUGAACACAAAGGCAAAGGCAAUGCAUGGAACGAUAUAUACUUUGUACCUGUGGUUACAUACCUGAUCUUUAGUAUGGGCGAUUAUGCAGGGAGAGUAUUAUGUGGUAUCCUCCAAUGGCCAAAAAGCAAACCUUGGCUCGUAAUGUUCAUGAGCAUUACUAGAGGUAUUUUUAUACCUGUGUUUAUGUUUUGCAAUGCACAACCAAGGCAUCAUCUACCUGUUUAUAUUAAUAGUGAUAUAUAUUACAUCUUGAUAACCAUCGUGUUCGCCGUAACCAAUGGCUAUCUCUGUAAUUUAACGUUUAUUUUAGCGCCUACAGUUGUAGACAGUGAGGAAAAAGAAGUCGCAUCUGCAAUGAUGGGUGCCUUCUUGGGUAUAGGAGUAGCGUCUGGCGCCUCACUCAGUUUGUACAUGGUGAAGGCUCUUUAAUACUCAGAUCUUUAACUCAAGACGAAUGUAAAUAAGAUACAUGAUUUCACUGCCCUUUGUACAUUUGAAAUCAGAUAGGACCACGAGAGUAUUUUAAAUAUUACGAGCUUGAAGGUGUAAUGACAUUUGUCUUCUUGAUCGGUAUUUUGGUAAAAUAUUUUUUUGUUGCCGAUUUACAAGAAUUCUUUUUUCCACGGAGAAUUAUCGGCGCAUCUCUCUGCGAUGUUUUAUCGAAAUGGAUCUACAUUAUCAUUUUUAUAACUAAAUUUUAAAUAAUCUAUUUUACUACAAUUGCAUAAUGCAAUUUCAUAUUGGACUGUUUCAAGACAUAAUAAUUGACGAGAUGUGUCAAAUUAUUAGAGAUAAAUAAUGUUAAUGUUAUGCGUAAAAAAUUAUGCAUUUUUAGAGAUUUAUAUAUAAUUUAUGAUACAUUUAUUACAUAUAUAUCCUAAGAUAAAAUAUAUAUAAUUACAAUGUUACGUUCACAUAUGACAUCAAAGAGACAGAUAAAGAUAUUUGAGACUCUGAUAUCAUUGUAAAUUAUGUACAUUUAGUUUCAAUCAUAGCAUAUCUAUAAUUGAAAGAAAUAUAAAUAGUAAUUGAGACGAAAAAUAGAAGAUAUAUAAUAAAUAUUAGAUAUAACAAUAGCUUUGUUAAAAAUAAAUAUUUAAAUGACUUUAUGUUAAUAAAUAUAAAAUACUUAAUUAUAUUAUAUAUAGUCCUCUUCACAUUUAACCUGUGAAAUACAAUUUUAAAGGAACCUACAAUAAAAUUAUUAUAAAGCACAUAAUUAAUAUAUUAUAAUAUAUAUUAUAUAAUAUGAUAUAUAUUAUAAUAUUAAUAUAAAGAUAUAAUAAAGAUAUUAAAUAUGACUUAGAGAUAUGGUGUGAUACAAAUAUAACUUUUUGUAAAAUUUACAAAUAAAAUCUUUUAUUUUGUAUUUAUUUAAAUCAAGUGAGGCGCGUGGCUUUGUAGCUUCAAAAAUGAUUAUAAUCAACAGAUCUCAAUCGUCAUCCUACAUACAUAUAAUUUUCCUAAGCUGUAUCAGAGUCAGGAGGGGCGGUACUAGAUCUAAAGUAUUCACGAUGCUAGGAAUUUCGACGAAGAUCUCGGACCGAUUUCUAACAUCGUGAACAUAAAAUUUAAGAAACAAACUGUAUUAAAACUUAAAGAGGGCUAUA